GCUGAGAGCGCAAGCUCAGCAGUUGGAAGCUCAACUUGGAAGUAUGGGGUUCCAGGAGGGAAGAGAGGCGGAGAUGAUGAAGGCCAGGACUCAGCUACAAAAUCAGGUUCGCGAGUUGACGGAGAAGAGUGAUGUGUUGAAGAGGAAGGUGGCCAACAUCGACUUUACGUAUUCAAACCCGACGCCCAACUUUGACCGCAGACAGGUGAAGGGGUUGGUUGCGCAGUUGUUCACCCUUGAUGAGAAGAAUUUCAACAAGUCUACUGCGUUGGAGAUCUGUGCGGGUGGAAGGCUGUACAACGUCGUUGUGGAUAACGAGGUCGUUGGUACGCAGUUAUUGCAGAAAGGAAAGCUGAGGAAGAGGGUUACUAUCAUUCCCUUGAACAAGAUCUCCGCCUUCAGGGCUUCCGCCGAGAAGAUCGCCGCUGCGCACAAGAUUGCUCCUAACAAGGUCGAUUUGGCGUUGAGCUUGGUUGGGUAUGAUGAGGAAGUGUCCAAGGCGAUGGAGUACGUAUUUGGUUCUACGCUUAUUUGUGCUGAUGCGGAGACUGCGAAGCGUGUUACUUUCGACCCGAAUGUGAGGUUGAAGUCUGUCACGCUCGAUGGAGAUGUGUAUGACCCGUCUGGCACUCUUUCAGGUGGUUCAUCUCCAAACUCAUCCGGCGUGCUCGUGCAGCUGCAAAAGUUGAACGAGAUCACGAGGGAGUUGGAUGCGGCCAGAGCGAGAUUGGAUGAGCUCAACAGGGUCAUGGCUCAGGAGCAACAGAUGAUGCAGCAAGCGAAGAAGUUGAAGCAAGCGCUUGAUUUGAAGAAGCAUGAGGCGACUUUGAUGGAAGGGCAGAUCACCUCGAACUCUGAUUCCCGUAUCAUCAAUGAGAUUGAGAAUAUGAAGCAGGAGGUCGAGACGCUCUCGACUCUCAUCACGGAAGCUAAGGCUAGGGAAAGUCAGGCGAAGAAGGAUGCCAAGGCCAUCGAGAAGGAGAUGGAGGAGUUCAAUAAUAACAAGGACUCAAAGUUGGCCGAGUUGCAGAAGACCGUUGAUGAACUGAAGGAGAAGGUCGCUAAGCAAUCUGCUACAGUCAAGGCGCAGCAGAAGGAAUACCAGACUCUGCAGCUUGAGACUGAGCAGCUUGGUGGUGACCUUGAAGCUGCGCAGGAAGCGUUCAAGGAUGCCGCUGCUGGUGUUGAAGCUCAGGAAGCCGAAGUCAGUGAGUUGAGGAAAGCGCAUGCGGCUGUGAAAGACAAGCAUGACCUCCUGAGCGCGGAGUUGGAGGACGAGAAGGCCAAGUUGACCGGGUUUAAUGAGGAACUGGCUAGUCUUGAGCAGGCUGCCAAGAGCAAGAACCAGCAAAUCGCUGACGAGGCAUUGGAAGUCAAGACUCUGAAACAUGACGUUGAGCAGUUUCACAAAGUCGUUCAAGAUGCCCAGCAGAGUUUGACUAAGCUGGAGAAGGAGCAUGACUGGAUCGAUGACGAGAAGGAGCACUUCAACAAGCCCGGUACUCCCUAUCACUUCUCCGCUUACAACAUCUCCGAGUGCAAAGCGCAGCACAAGGUCCUGUCUGAGCGUUACCAAGGCAUGAAGAAGAAAGUUAACGCGAAGGUCAUGAACAUGAUUGACUCUGUCGAGAAGAAGGAAGCUGCACUCAAAAACAACAUCCGCACCAUCAUCAGGGAUAAAAGGAAGAUCGAGGAAACCAUCGCAAGUUUGGAUGAAUACAAGAAGGAGGCUUUGGACAAGACUUGGACCAAGGUCUCUGUUGACUUUGGUAACAUCUUUGGUGAGCUGUUGCCGGGUAACACCGCCAAACUGGAGCCACCGGAGGGAAAGGACGUUACCGAAGGCCUGGAAGUAAAAGUCUGCCUCGGCAAAGUCUGGAAGCAAUCCCUGACCGAACUCUCGGGCGGCCAACGCUCCCUCAUCGCGCUCUCCCUCAUCAUGUCUCUCCUCCAAUUCAAGCCCGCACCAAUGUACAUCUUGGACGAAGUCGACGCCGCUCUCGAUCUGUCACACACGCAGAAUAUCGGGAGGUUGAUCAAGACGCGGUUCAAGGGUGCGCAGUUUGUGGUUGUGAGUUUGAAGGAGGGCAUGUUCUCGAAUGCGAAUCGGUUGUUUCGGACGAGGUUUUUGGAUGGGACGAGUGUUGUGCAGGCGAGUUCGGGGGCGUAGCAUUCAAGCCCUUGAGGGAGGUGAUAGACUGGCAUGGCGUUUGGGUUCAUAGUUAGUGUGGAGUUAUGUGUGGGUAUGAAGCCGUUGUAAUGUUUAUCGCAUGCAAUCAGAUUGUGCUAAAGCAUUGUGUAUGAUGAUGACGUUUAUUCGUCCCCCAAAUCCCCCUUCUUGAUCUUCUCCUCCAACG
Messenger RNA from Saitoella complicata NRRL Y-17804, 2357 nucleotides. RefSeq names its product nuclear condensin complex subunit Smc2. Gene Ontology annotation, molecular function: protein binding; ATP binding. The record is from RefSeq and is a predicted model, not a curated record. The transcript has a single exon. Gene Ontology annotation, cellular component: chromosome. The coding region runs from base 44 to 2170 and encodes 708 amino acids. NCBI's taxonomy places the organism in Eukaryota, Fungi, Ascomycota, Saitoellomycetes, Saitoellales, Saitoellaceae. Gene Ontology annotation, biological process: chromosome organization.